Photinus pyralis (common eastern firefly) is the source of this 1428-nucleotide messenger RNA. RefSeq lists its product as uncharacterized. The coding region runs from base 64 to 1428 and encodes 454 amino acids. Lineage: Eukaryota; Metazoa; Arthropoda; Insecta; Coleoptera; Lampyridae. The transcript has 6 exons. The record is from RefSeq and is a predicted model, not a curated record.
ACGACUCUUUCCAAUUUAUUAUAUUUCUGUUAUUAUGUAUCUCUGAACUAUUUCUCUGAGAAAAUGGUACUGAUAAGGGAGCAUACGUACGAUUUUCAUAUACAGGUUGAGCUUUCAAAAUUAGCAAUGGAAACUUUGGAAUUCGGGAUCAACGAAAAUGAUGAAGAAUAUGGGUUUUUAAUGAACAACAGUAGCCUAAGAAGAGCCUUGUCAGCGGACCUUACUGCGUCUGAUUCCAUUCUCCUUGACAUAACAAACAGAGAAGACAACCAAAUGAGCGCUUGCUUGAGCGCUGAUGUUCUAGAAUUACAGACAUUAUUGACUAACUGGAAGCUUGAUCGUUUGCUGAAUCAUUUAGUAGAUCAGAAGGUUUUCGUGCCUCAGCUCAAAAUGAUGGGGAGACACCAUGUGCGGGAGUUGCUCGAAAAAUAUGACGUUGGAACGCGAAUUGAAUUCGAGCACUAUCUCUCACUCUGGAGACAAUCAAUUGGUAUCCCUCUAAAUUCCUAUGAAACUGGCCCCACUGGAAGUGGUAUGACAAGGCAGCUCGCAAGCACAUCCAUCUGGGUGGACAAUCUUGAACCAUCAGACAUAAGGUCACCGUGUUCAUCCCAUCAUUCAACCGAUGCGGGAUCAGGUGCCAAAGUGCUAUUGGCAACUAUUCUGAAAGACUCCCCGAAAGCAGCGCUGUUGAUGGAAUACUGGGAAAAAAAUUCGAAAUUUGACAACGAACAGAGAGGAGCCCUGAUCAGUUUAAUAGCAAGAUACUUCGAGGAUAAUCGCAUCCCCAUGACAAUGGCUGCAAGCUAUCAAUUGGAACGAGAGAUAGUCGAGAGAUUUCCGACUGAGAAGCUGGAGUUCUACCGCACUAACAAGAGAGGAAAACUCUACAAUAAAUGGAGGAACAGCAACGGUAGAUUCAAUAAAGCUGUUUUGAAAAAAACGGAAAAAACGGAUACAAGCAGGACUGAUAUUGCUCUUGAUUCAGAAAAGGACGCGGAGGAUAUAAUAAGGUCACUGCGCAAUGACGAUCUAUCUGCCGAAGAGCUCGAUCGGUUUUGGAAGGCGUGCGGGAAUUAUCGAUUGAAUCAAAUCAGAACAGCCAAUUCAACAGCAGAAAUUUUGAAGAAGUGGCCGCAAUAUAAAACUCCCUCCGGAUAUAGAUUUAUUGAAUUUGAUUUCGUCAUUCUCAAUAGAGAUAGUAAAGACCCUUCUUCAAUUUGGGAGGCCGGUGCGAAUAAGAUAAUACAAUUCCUCGCAAAUAGUAUCAAAGACAAAGAGUUGAAAACUUUGAUAAAAAGUCUGGACGAAGACAUGGAAGAGAAUGGUCGGAACGCCACAAUUCUGUGGCUUCUUCAUGGGUUCUUUGUGCCCAGCAAUCGAGGAACACAAACCGAUAUAAACGGCAAGAAAAAAAUUACAAAAUAG